AUGAGUCGACUCAAGCUCUACGUCGCGGGCUCGGCCGCCAUGGCCAACAUUGUGCUGAUGCGCGCAUACUACGAGCGCCCCAACUUCUACUCGGCCGCCGUCUACAUCUCCCAGAGCACCGGCUCGCUCAUGUUCCUCGUCAAUCUGAUGCUCAUCGUCGCCGCGAGCUUCGGCUAUGGACUCCAACGCCUCUUCUACGGCCCCCUCCGCCCCAUCGAGACCGAGCAGCUGUACGACAAGGCCUGGUUCGCUGUGAGCGAGACACUGCUGGCUAUGACCAUAUUCAGGGAUGAUCUCGGCAUGUGGUUCUUCGCAAUGUUCCUCUGCUUGCUUGCAGGCAAGGUCUGGCAGUGGAUCGGAGAGGGGAGAGUCGAAUUCCUCGAGCAACAGCCUCCGGCAAACCCAAAGCUCUUCCACACGCGCCUCAUGAGCUCCUUGCUAUUGUCCGUUGCCUUCGACAUCUUCAUGAUGCAGUACUGCAUUGAUUCAAUCCUGUCAGAGGCACGGCCGGGUGUCAUGGUCAUGUUUGGCUUCGAAUACGUCCUCCUGGCCACCGCAUCGAUAUCGACCCUACUACGAUACGCACUGUCGCUCGUCGAACUAUACAUUACACACCGCCAAGAGAAAGCACGAGAGGAGGCUCGUCGUAUCGCAAGGGAACAAGCACGCCAGCAGGCUACAGCAGAAGGAAUUGAAGCGCCUGCUGAGGCAGACGACGAUGAAGACGAGGGCGACGUGCCCGGAUGGGAAGAGAAGGGUCGCUGGGUAUUCUACUUGGAUCUCGCGACCGACUUUGUCAAGUCCUUCGUCUACCUGGGCUUCUUCGUCAUUUUGAUGACUUUCUACGGCAUACCAAUCCACAUCAUGAGAGACUUGUUCAUGACCAUCCGAUCCCUCCUCAAGCGUAUCCACGACUUCAUCCAGUACCGAAACGCGACCCGCGACAUGAACACACGCUAUCCAGAUGCGACGGCAGAAGAACUCGAGCGGGAGAACACAUGUAUCGUCUGUCGCGAAGAGAUGCGGCCGUGGACACAACCAGGCGCAGACGGUGCACAGCCAGGUCGAAGAAUGGACGAGCGACAACGGCCGAAGAAGCUCCCCUGCGGACACAUCCUACAUUUCGGAUGUCUUCGUAGUUGGCUUGAGAGACAACAGGUGUGUCCCACGUGCCGAAGGCCAGUACUCUCAUCAGCGACGACACAAACUACGCAACGCAACAAUCAAGCCAACCCGGGGGAGCAAAACCUUCAGAACCGAGAGGCACUGCGAGCAAUGUUUGGAGGAAAUGCGCAGCAAGGUGCUGUCGGAGGGCAACAAGGACAAGGCCAGGGCCAGGGUCAGCAGCCUGCACCACAGGGUGGACAAGCAAAUCCUCCAGCAGGCAACAUGCGCGUGUUCAACUUCGGGCCAUUUCGGAUCGCUCUCGGGAACAUUCGCGUACCACCAGGACAACAGGACAAUGUCGCCGUGCAGAACGCGAUUCAGCGAUUGCGCGAGCAAGCCAACGGAAACAACGCGGCGCAGAAUCAAGAUCAUCAAAACCAAGCACAGGGCCACACGGGCUUCACGCCAUGGGCUACUCCCAACCUUCCCACCGGCCCCAUCCCCGGAGCCGUCGCGCUGCAUCCGUCAGAUAUUCAGUCCGACAUAUUGCGCAUACAACAGAACAUUAUUGAGUCGAUGCGGCAUCUCAACGCACAACACGAGCAACUUGAGGUUGUCCAUAGACUUCUUGCUGAGCUCAACAGGCUUCAGCAGGCUUCAGGCGUGGCUGCCGCGACAGGGCAAGAGCUACCACCUAUUGCCCCAUUGAACCCACCUAACAUGAACUCGUUCGUACCGCAAGCCUACUUCGCCAGAGGGUCCGUUCUGCGACAGGGCGAUCCCGGUGUGCCUGAAGGCUUGACGCUACCGGAAGGGUGGACAUUGAGGCCGAUGGCCCUAGCGCCACGGAACAGCCAAGAAAGCGCGACACGUCCAUCCUCGCAACCUGGACAUCCGGCGCCAGAGAGUGGCUCGAUACCGCCUCAACUUCAGACAACACCGCCAGUAGCGGAACCUGACGCAGGGCCUUCGACGUCCGCUCCCGCGGCCUCACAAAACCAGCCAGCUUCGUCGACUCCUAACCCGACUACUUCCGAUGAGCCCUCCAAUCGUUCGCCGAAGCCUGCAGAGCCUAGCUCUCUCGAGUCAAGCUGGAGCUUUGGUAACGUAGGAGAGAGGACUGAGGCCGAAGGCUCAAGCUCUGCGGUCGCUGGAAGCAGCUCUGAGGGCCAGACUGCAACAAGACGGACUGUUACUGUUGAAGAUGUCGAAGACGGUGAGCAGUAG
Alternaria novae-zelandiae is the source of this 2334-nucleotide messenger RNA. RefSeq lists its product as uncharacterized. The coding region runs from base 1 to 2334 and encodes 777 amino acids. The record is from RefSeq and is a predicted model, not a curated record. Gene Ontology annotation, cellular component: cytoplasm. NCBI's taxonomy places the organism in Eukaryota, Fungi, Ascomycota, Dothideomycetes, Pleosporales, Pleosporaceae. The transcript has a single exon.